Messenger RNA from Cherax quadricarinatus, 884 nucleotides. The record is from RefSeq and is a predicted model, not a curated record. Lineage: Eukaryota; Metazoa; Arthropoda; Malacostraca; Decapoda; Parastacidae.
AUUGGCUUUUUCUUUCUUAGGUUACUGAAGAUAUUGCUAAAACCCGCUACUCUGUUGCUGGAGUAGGUCUGAUAUCUCCUCCACCUCACCAUGAUAUCUACAGCAUUGAAGACUUGGCUGAACUCAUUUAUGAUCUUAAAUGUGCUAAUCCAAAUGCCCGAAUCUCUGUCAAGCUGGUGUCUGAAGUUGGUGUUGGUGUGGUAGCCUCUGGAGUGGCAAAGGGUAAAGCUGAGCACAUAACCAUCUCUGGUCACGAUGGCGGUACUGGAGCCAGCAGCUGGACAGGUAUCAAAAGUGCAGGUCUUCCUUGGGAACUUGGCAUAUCAGAGACUCACCAGACUCUCGUCCUGAAUAAUCUGAGGUCUCGGGUUGUUCUACAGGCUGAUGGACAGAUUCGCUGUGGGAUGGAUGUUGUGAUUGCCGGUAUGUUGGGUGCUGACGAGUUUGGCUUCAGCACUGCACCACUUAUUGUUAUGGGCUGUACCAUGAUGAGGAAAUGUCACAUGAACACUUGUCCAGUUGGCAUUGCUACUCAGGACCCUGAACUGAGGAAGAAAUUUGAGGGCAAACCAGAGCAUGUGGUUAAUUAUUUAUUCAUGUUAGCUGAAGAGGUCCGUGAACUGAUGGCUUCAUUGGGUGUUCGUAAGUUCCAAGAGUUGGUGGGUCGCACUGACCUACUUCGUGUUCGUGAUUCCUGUUCUCCAAAAGUGAAACUUCUGGAUUUGUCUCAGAUACUUAAGAAUGCACUACACAUGAGACCUGGAGUGAAUAUUAUUGGAGGAUCUGUCAGACAGGAAUUUGGACUGGAAUCUCAUCUUGAUCAUCAGAUUUGAAGGAAGCAGAACCUGUACUAAAUGGUUCUCUUGACACGGUAACAAUUAACA